This is a messenger RNA of Ogataea polymorpha, 2845 nucleotides long. RefSeq lists its product as uncharacterized. Gene Ontology annotation, molecular function: zinc ion binding; DNA-binding transcription factor activity, RNA polymerase II-specific. Gene Ontology annotation, biological process: regulation of DNA-templated transcription. The coding region runs from base 85 to 2799 and encodes 904 amino acids. The record is from RefSeq and is a predicted model, not a curated record. The transcript has a single exon. Lineage: Eukaryota; Fungi; Ascomycota; Pichiomycetes; Pichiales; Pichiaceae.
AUGAGGCCCCAUUUUUGGUACCCGAGCGACGUUCCCAUUUCUACAGUACAUUCAUUGUCUUAGGUCUGCAUCAGUGGAGAACACAUGUCUCAUCGCAGUUCUUCGGGGUCUCCGAAAGUGGCUCGACAGCAGCCGGUUACGGAAGACUCGAUCAAGUUUCUUGAACAUCAUUUGGAGCGGCGACAUGUUGCCAAACGAGCGUGCUUAGCAUGUCGAGAGAAGAAAAUUAAAUGUGACGGCGAACUGCAAUCUGACGAGUCAGGUAACAAAAGUUAUGGCAAGUGCUCCAAUUGUGCCUCAUCGGGCACCGAGUGCGUAUUUGUUCCCAGCAAGAGAGGUGGCCGAAGACGAAAGAACUUUUCAGUGGAUUCCGCCACCACUCAAUCUCACGACUACUCGUCAUUCGCAAACGACCAGUCUCUGAAACGUCAACAUUUCGAUCCCGAGCGACGGUUUGAAACCGAAAGUGCUCCCAGCAUGUUCACCUCCGACGCUGAAGAAUCCUUUCGACCCGCUCACCACCAGCCUCCGCCGGGUAAGUUUGGCUCCAAAUAUCUGCCACCUCCGUUUGCCGGAUACGACGACCCCGGCAAGUGGGCUGGCUCAAAAGAGCCGCGCUAUGGCAAGUAUCCGUCUAAGGACAUGCCUUACUCCGAGCCCUACUUUUACUACGGCCAUCCUCCUGAUCCUCCGCCGCCGGGUCCACAUCUUCCAAACCACGGUCCACCCUUGCUACGGCGUCUUGAGCCCCCAUCUCUUCCUCCGCCGCCCCCAGGGGCAUUCUCUUCAUACCAUCCUCCGUUCCAUCGUAUGCAUCGCCACUGUCACCAUCAUCGCCAUCCGCGUCACCAUCACCACCACCAUCAUCCAGAUCAUUAUUUCGAUUCGCACAGGGUUCCUUACGGGUUCUAUCCGCCGCCUUCACCUGGAAGACGCUCGUCCUUGUCAUAUUCAGACAGUGACAGUCGGGUUUCAGGAUCCAUGGCGGAGGAAUUGACAGGGAAAAGCACGUUGCUACCUCCUUUGAACCACGCUGUUGGACCACACAGCGUGGACGAAAAUUCGGGGGGAAUUACGGAGGACUGGGUUAAUAGACAGAAACAGAUACAGGGUCGGUAUCCUCGUGAAGACGAGAUGUCCAUCACAAGUGCGCCAACCAUUUCUGGUGGCCAAACCUCGAAACACCCAAAAUACACCAAGUCUGAACUUGAAAAAUAUGGGCUACCACCGUGGAACGUCAUAUAUACAAUGGUACAGCUGUUUUACAGGUACGUCCACUUAUCUUACCAGGUGCUGCCAAACUUGAAGGAUUUUUUGGAAAGAUUCUUUCUAACAGACGAGAAUGUUGCCAUUUUAAGUGCAAUGUUUGAGAUGACUGUCCGAUAUAUUAAUCCGAAUGAAAUUGAGGACAAAAAGUUUCUUGAUGAGAGUUACUGGCUGCACAAUUACUACAAAUAUCGCCACAACCUGUCAGUAGAGGCAGAGCUAUUGAUAUUGACCAUGACCUGCACCUCUGGCGAGGACGAUCAAUUGCAUCGCUGUUUCCGUUUGAUAAAAAGUUCUGGAUAUCUAGACGUGCUGAAGCGGAAGUCGCAAGCCGACUACAACGAAAUGCUUGAUAUUUCAACAGAUCGCCAGCUUAAAGACCGUGAGCUGCUGAUCCGAUGCGUAUGGAACGUGUACAAGUUUCAAACAUACCGACGGGCCAACUAUGGCUAUCCGUACCAUAAACACGGGUUUUUCAAGCUGCCUGAACAACUGGAGCUACCUCUGGAUGAUAUCGUUUACUAUAGAGAGUCUGCUUCCUUGGAGUCCUUUAAAUCCGCUUUUAAAAAAGCUUACUACUCAGACUCUAUCAACCUGAACGAUCCUGCCAGUGACAAUAUGCCUGACUCCAUGAUGCUAAUUCUAUCGUGUCAUUAUAUGGACGAGGUGAUGGACAAUGUUGCUGAAAACGCCUUAUUGACCGAAAACGUCAUCAAACUGGAUUCGCAGUUACAGAAGAUGGCAUCGCUUCCUAAUUUCCGUCCUUAUACUAUAGAGAAUAACCGUUUGUUGAUUGAUGCCACCGUCCUGCUAUCAUGCUUCGUGAACAAGCUCUCUGUUAUCAUCCUGCACUCCUCGAUUUGCUGGUCAUUGCUUCCGCUGCAUCCAAAGGACUCUAGACAGUGCCCAAAUCAAGUUUCCCUAAUGAACGACUUUCCUUCUCCACUUCCAGAUGCCUCUCAACUUGCUUCUCCUACAGAUUUUCGUCAAUGGAAAUCUUUUGUCGCUUGUCUCCGGGCUGCCUACGAUAUCGCCUCGUUGGUGCAACUAGGUGAAGGAAUUUGCGCAGAGUCGCUGCAAUUGGACACAAUGUUCCCUGUAAGCGUGGGCCCAUGUUCUGCGGACGCAAACGAGGACUGUUUUAGCGCAGAUCCCUCGCUGCUGGCCAAGUCCAAUGUGCCACCAACAACAGAACCAUGGGUGCAGUACCCAUCGUUCUGUUCGGUGGGGGUGUGCAACUCUGUCCCAAUACUCGGCUCGGCAUUGCUUUUCCUUCGCGAACACCGAUUCCGUGUCGAAAAAAAACAAGAACGGUACGCGGCAUCUGUGUUGCGUGGAACCGAAAUACUGGCCGCAUGGGACGUGGAUGCCGAGAGCGCAGAAUUCAUCGCAGAAAAAUUGCGCGACAACUAUAUCACCAGCAAGCUUCGCCUUAUCAGCAAGUACCUUUCCGCGAUUGGGAAGUUCAGAAGUGGUGUUCGUCUGGCGGGAACUAUUACCGACGAGCUGAUAAGCCGUUUAUCGACCACCUAAUUUAAUGGCUGUGUGGCUGUAAAAAAUAACUAAAUGUCGAUUUUAG